This is a messenger RNA of Gongylonema pulchrum, 834 nucleotides long. The record is from the annotation of a GenBank genome assembly. Lineage: Eukaryota; Metazoa; Nematoda; Chromadorea; Rhabditida; Gongylonematidae.
AUGGAUGCUGCCCAGAGCACCAAUCAACGUGGUCUUUGGAUUAUCGCCAUGAUGGAAAGAUUUCAUUUGCGUAUCUCCAAAUUUCUCUUGGAGGCAGUACAGGAAGCGGAGGCAGUACAGGAACUGGAGGCAGUACAGGAAGCGGAGGCAGUACAGGAACUGGAGGCAGUACAGGAACCGGAGGCAGUACAGGAACCGGAGGCAGUACAGGAACCGGAGGCAGUACAGGAACCGGAGGCAGUACAGGAACUGGAGGCAGCACAGGAACCGGAGGCAGUACAGGAACCGGAGGUAGUACAGGAACCGGAGGCAGUACAGGAACCGGAGGCAGUACAGGAACCGGAGGCAGUACAGGAACUGGAGGCAGCACAGGAACCGGAGGCAGUACAGGAACUGGAGGCAGUACAGGAACCGGAGGCAGUACAGGAACCGGAGGCAGUACAGGAACCGGAGGCAGAACUGGAGGCAGUACAGGAACCGGAGGCAGUACAGGAACCGGAGGUAGUACAGGAAGCGGAGGUAGUACAGGAACCGGAGGCAGUACAGGAAGCGGAGGCAGUACAGGAACUGGAGGCACUACAGGAACCGGAGGCAGUACAGGAAGCGGAGGUAGUACAGGAACCGGAGGCAGUACAGGAACCGGAGGCAGUACAGGAAGCGGAGGCAGUACAGGAACCGGAGGCAGUACAGGAACUGGAGGCAAUACAGGAACUGGAGACAGCUCAGGAAGCAGUACAAGCAACCAGACACAAAAUGAAGGUAAUCAAGAGGAGUGCACGUACCUUGCUUCGUUGGUUAGAUCAAAGCUGCACACAUAUACAUGAAAAAGAAUAA